CUCCUUGUCAUCCAUCUAGAGGGGGGAGCAGUGGCUUCUCCAGCCUGUCUGCAGCUCACCACACUAAAAUAACCCAACACCCACCAGAGUGAGGCUGUUGCCCAGCGGGUGUGAGGAUUGGACACACUUCAUGGGCAGAGGAGCCCACCGCCAGACUGAUAGAUUGGAGUGUAAGAGCACACUACAGGACAGUGGACUGAGGGGGGUUUACAUGCCAAGCAAGAUCCCGUUUGCACCAUGCCUCUGAGAGACUCAGUCACCCUGCUGCUCUGGAGUUGCUGUGUACUACUGCUCAUCCACCAAUGUGAGACUCAAGCUCUAAACUGCACGUGUAAUGUGACCAAUAGUCGGUGUGAUGAAAAUGCAGUGUGCAGGUGUGACCCAGGUUGGGAGGGGCAGCAGUGCGACGUAUGUGUGAGAAUGCCAGGCUGUGUCCAUGGAUCAUGUCAUCAACCCUGGCAAUGCACCUGCGAGCCUGGAUGGACGGGACGCUUCUGCAACAAAGAUAUCCAUGUGUGUACAAAUGAGGCACCUUGUCAGAACGGUGCCACUUGUUAUGCCAACGUUUCAGGGGAGUACUCCUGCCUCUGCCCUGAGGGAUUUCACGGGAGGAACUGUGAGCACAAGACAGGGCCCUGUCAUAAGACCGGCAGGUCUCCAUGUAAGAAUGGCGGGCAGUGUGAGGACAGUGGCGGCUAUGCCCCAGAGCUCUCCUGCCGCUGCCUGGCAGGCUUCACCGGGCCGCGUUGUGAGAACAACAUGGACGACUGCCUGAUGCGCCCCUGUGCCAACGGUGCCACCUGCCUGGAUGGCAUCAACCGCUUCUCCUGCCUCUGUCCCGAGGGCUUCACGGGCCGAUUCUGCACCAUCAACCUGGACGACUGUGCCAGCCAGCCCUGCCUCAAUGGAGGGCGCUGCCUGGACCGCGCCAGCACCUUCCACUGCCUCUGCAAGCCUGGAUUCACUGGCAGGACCUGCGAGGUGCCCUUACAGAGCCCAGAGAGCCAAGCGCCCAUCAGAAGCUCCCAUGGCUGGGCUGGGGGAGGUGGGGGCUGGGGAAGGGUGACUCAGGCCAGGCCAGACCAGGACACCACGAGGGGGAACUCUCAGGGCAACAGUAACAAUAGUAGUGGAGACAGGCUGCUGAAGAUCUCUGUGAAGGAGGUGGUGACCCAGCGGGGGUCAUCUGGCCUGUCAGAGGUGCAGCUCAACACCCUGCUGGUGCUGGGGGGCAUGACGCUGGCCGUGGUGGCGCUCACAGCUGGCCUUGUGCUGAAGGGGCAUUGGCAGGACCGCUGUGCAAGCUGCCGGUGCGGCCCCACCCCCCGCCUGCACCCGCUGAGACACAGAGACUGCCAGCCACCCCCGCAGAGCCACCUAGUCACCGUGGAGCAGGAGUGUAAGAUCAGCUUCCUGCACACGCCCACAGCCCCAGAACUGGAGAAGAAGAAACUGAACACUGAGGUGCUUUAGGCUAGGUUUACUACCUCCACAGCCCUGAAUACAGGACAGGAGCAGACAACAGACUGCUCUCAGCUGAAGGAAAGCCAUGCUUUCAUCCCAGCCCUGUCUCCAUGACUGAUUUUCUUCAGUACUGACAGUCAAAAUACAGACAACAUACCGAUCUAGGAAUCGAUACCUAGAGAAACUCAGGACCAAGAAGGGACCAGUGUGUCUGUUCAAGGGUAGAUGUUAGGAGAAUGUGUUUCACACUCCUAGCAAAAGGAGCAUAGUCCUAAUAUGACGGAUUAUUGCUUGACCAUAAUGAGAAAUAUACUCAAGUCCCAUGGUUACUUGUCACGGACAACCAAUGUGUAAUUUGUCCGUCCUCAAUAUCAGCUGAUGCGGUUUCUUGGCAUGAACUGCAUGUAAGACAGGCCUACUGACAAACAGCUUUGGAAUGCAAGCCGAGACAAUGCCCUUGUUAUGUCAACCUAAUUGGUGUACUGGUAUUUGUCACUGCUGUUCUCGUCACGAUAUUAGGCCAAAAUGUUAGACAUGAAUGAAUCUGCCCAUUUAUUUCCAAAUGGGCUCUGACCUCUCAGCCUCGGAACAAAUUCCCUGCUUGCAGCUCUGCAGUGACCAGAAUUCAGACAUCCAGACAAAUUAUUCAUGUUAUUCAUGUUGUUUUAACAAUGUACUUUUUAUACCACAGACUAAAAGAACUGCAACACCGCAACACCUACUUCAGUUAAGUAACUGUCCAGUCUUUUCAGAUUUCUAUGAAAUAUGACCUAUAAUUAAUUACAAUAUGAGUAAAAUAGUUCCUUCCAAAGAAAGUGUAAUUAAGUAUGUAUUCUGUGUUGGAAUGGUGUGGGCGUGCCCCAUAGAGUUCGAUAGAGGCAUGGGCAUUGCCAUUGAGUGCUUUCAACAUUUUAAGGUAGUCAACUGGGUGGGACUUCCUAUGGGUUAAGGAAGGAUCACAUGAUUCCAUCCAGGUCAUCAGGAGGGAUCAGCCAAUGAAUUAUACUUGUGAGAAAACACUAGAUGACAGCAUGUACCUUUUCAGUUUGUUUGUCAACUCAUAGAAGUAGUAGAAGAAGAAACUGGACUACUUCAAAAUAAAGAUUGCCUCAACGGAGCUGCAUGUGCGCUCACAGGCACCAUAAUGGGACAUACACUGAGUGAACAAAACAUUAGGAACACCUGGUCUUUCCAUGACGUAGACUGACCAGGUGAAUCCAGGUG
Coregonus clupeaformis (lake whitefish) is the source of this 2688-nucleotide messenger RNA. Its product is annotated as protein delta homolog 2. NCBI's taxonomy places the organism in Eukaryota, Metazoa, Chordata, Actinopteri, Salmoniformes, Salmonidae. Bases 238 to 1473 code for a protein of 411 amino acids. Gene Ontology annotation, molecular function: Notch binding; calcium ion binding. The transcript is spliced from 6 exons. The record is from RefSeq and is a predicted model, not a curated record.